Messenger RNA from Leptinotarsa decemlineata (Colorado potato beetle), 3307 nucleotides. RefSeq names its product neurotactin. The record is from RefSeq and is a predicted model, not a curated record. Lineage: Eukaryota; Metazoa; Arthropoda; Insecta; Coleoptera; Chrysomelidae.
UGUUGUCAAUUAUAGGGGUAGUUUUCCCUUAAUUUGGUUUACAGAGGCAGGGUUGCCUGUUAUAGAAAAUCAAUAGUGUGGUUGAAAAAAUGCCAGAGAAGCUAAAACACAGUCUGGCAUAUGUUUUUAUAAAAUAUUUUCGUGAAUUUUCAGGAAAUGAGUGAUUUGAAAGAGGAAAAAAGUGAGGAUAAGAAGGAUAUCGAAAUGGAGGAAAGAGAAAAGAUGUUGAAUGCUGAAAACAAAGCCCAGGAAAUUGAAUCCAGUGAAGAUAAACAAGAGGAGAAAAAAACUCCGAAAGACAUUAAAGAAGGAAUGGAAGUCAAACCAAAAAAAAUCCCGAUUGGAGGCAUUCAGAUGCCUGGUUUCUUCACUCGAAGUAAAUCAAAAGAAAGGUGUAAGGAUGAUACUGAUGCAACUACCGAGGGAGUUGAAUUGAUUGAAAAAUGUGCCGAUGCCAAUCCUGAAAACAAUGCACAGACAAAAAUCAAGUUACCGAAUCCAUUCAGGAAGUCUAAAGCAGAAGAUGAUGGUGAUAAACCAGCUGAACCAAAAGAAAAGAAAAAAUUACUGGACACAAUUCGGUUACCUCUAGUAUCAGUAUUUCCAAGAAAAAAGAAGGACGACAGUCUAGAGAGUCAGACAGCUCAAGCUGGCUUGGCCUCCAUGGAAACUUUGGACGAUAAGAGCACAGAUGGAAAAACCAACGAUGACAACAACAUGAAGACUGUUUCUUUGGAGGACAAAACUGACUUGGAGAAACAACAACAAAGUGAAAGCACUUCUUUCUUCGGGAAGAUGAAAUCGCACAAAGCUGUCAUUGGUGCCUUGCUCUUGUUUGUAUUGGUGAUCAUUAUUAUUAUAAUAUUCUCUAUUCCGAGAAGUGGAAAUAAAAAUUCACCCCCUGUGAGGGAUGGAAAAUUUGUUGUUACUCUUACAGGCUGUGGAAAAGUUGAAGGUUUGAUUGAAGACAGCUCCGUUGCAUUUCGAGGCAUCCCUUAUGCUAGGCCUCCAAUAGAAGACCUCCGCUUCAAGUAUGCCCAACCCCUGAACAAUCUGGAUUACUGCUGGAACGGGACCUUCCUAGCCCACAAUGCCACAGACUUGUGCUUGCAGAUACUCAGCAACGGCACUGUAAUGGGCGCUGAAGAUUGCCUGACUCUAGAUGUGGUGACUCCCUACGUUCGUUACGACAACCCCUUGCCUGUCAUAGUACUUAUCGGAGCGGAGAGUCUGAUGGGGGGCUCCCCGGGCAAAAUGCGCCCGUCAGCGCGAUACGCCAGGUCCAGAGAUGUUGUCUUUGUCAGACCGAACUUCAGACUGGGCGCUCUGGGAUUCCUGGCUCUCAAAGCUCUCUCAGAGUCGGACUACCCGAAAACUUCCGGAAACUACGGGCUCUCCGACAUCUUGGCCGCCCUAAAAUGGGUCCAGUUGAACAUCGAGCACUUCGGAGGUGACAAGAAGGCUGUGACAAUCUUUGGUCAUCGCGCCGGGGCUACUCUGGUGACUGCUCUCUCGACCAUUCCGGACGCGAAGAAAUACUUCGCUAGAGCUUGGGCUUCUUCAGGUGGCGCCAUCUACCCCAAGAAACCCGUCGCCGAAUCGGAAAUGGAGAACCAGAGCUUCAUGGAGGCGGUGCAGUGCGAAGACGUUGAGUGUUUGAGGAGUUUGGAUGCGGAGAAGUUGGUUUCUGCCGUGGAGGAUACUUGGAGGAAGCCACAGCCGGAUUUGCCGACGGUGGAUGAGGUUCCGGAGAAGCGACAUGAAUGGCUGGUCCUAGAUGGCCGGAUCCUCAAAGAACACCCUGAUGAAGUGUGGAGCAGGGAAGAGGAACUCCCAGUGAAGCUGAUCGUCGGUACAACCGCCCAGGCAGGCAGUACGGAGAAACUCCUUCUGAAACACACCGAGUGGACAGAGCCCCUCGUGAAGGAACACAUCAACCAGUCUUUCCUGUCUAAGAACAACCUCUCGGAUGACGCCCUGAAAAUGUAUCCGGCCACAUACAGGGGGUUGAGCACCAUGAUAUCCGACAUCAGAAUAGCCUGCCCCUUGUUUUCUAUCUGUUCCCGGGUGCAUAAAAUACCAUUCUACAUCGUUACGCAAACCAGGUGGCAGCACGACAUCGCAGACAUCGACUCCGACGUAGAUGCCAUCUUAGGGAGGUACGAGCCGAAAACCCCCGAGCAGAGGAGGUACUUUUCGGCGAUGCAGGGUCUCUUCUACGACUACGUGUGGAAGGGCAAGAUCGAACAGGAGAUGAUUGGGCAGAAGGUGCUCGUCGUCGGUCAGGACGUCUUGCUGAAUUCGACUUAUUCACACUGCGCGUUUUGGAUGGUGAAAAACAUUGUUCCGACUUAUGCAGCUUUGGAUUAAUUUCUAUAUACAGGAUAAUGGAAGGUUGUUCAUUAUGUAAAUCCUUGUCUAUGACAUGUUGUUUUCAAACUACUGUGAACAGAAAUUUUACUUCAAGAAUAUUCAUAACACUAUUUAAUAAUAAUCAAUGAUUUGUGGUACAAAAAGUGUAACUUUCAGGCAUUUGAUUUAAAUUUUUUCAAAUUCUAUAACAAGUACAAUUUUUUGACACUAAAAUGACCGAAUUAAUAAAAAAAUUUGAAGAAACGACAAAACUUGUUCUUUUUCAUUUUCAUUUUAAAAAGUGUUUUAAGAGUCUUCUGCUUCAGGUAACGAGUCAUAUUCCCAUUUGGACACUUUAUUAAUAAAUUAGGAAGUUCCAGCUCUUGCAGGAUUUGAUUACAUUCUUUCCUGGCUCCACCUCAUCUUUUCAUUAAUUUUAGUCAAAGUAUUUUGUCAGCAUAUCAAUUCAAAAGAUAAACAUGUCUAAAGUUGUUGCACGAAAAUCUGCGCUAGACUCUGAGUGGCAUAAGAGAUGUUGCUUCGGUUUAAAAAUGUUACGAAGCUAAAAGCGAACUUGGCGCUUAACCAAAUGAGCGCUUUCAAGGAAAUUUGAAAUUAAUGCGUCUCAAUUCAAUGACUUUGUAUUCAUUCAAUGUGACUGACUGUUGUGAUCAUAUUUAUGAGAUUAUUAUCAUACUCGGGAGGGAUACUCUCUGAUUACGGUAGGUUUCAGGUAUUUCUAACAAAUCCAAAAGACCGGAAAGCUAGCGCUCCAGUCUCCCGGAAGAGGCAAAAGAAUUUCUGAAAUUUAUUUUUCAUAUGAACGUCGCCCAUUGAUAUUUUUCAAAAACUCAUACCGAAUACCUGCUCUUAGUAUACUGCAAUUUUUGGAGAUCUUGUCCUCUCUUUUUUUAGUCUAGUUCACAUGUACUUUUUUUUGUAACAUUUUUCAGCC